AUAAGCAAAAGUUUUUUAGUUAAGUUACGAGUAGAGGUAGUUCGAGCUGUAAAUUAGGGAUUUAAAGUGGGAAAAAGUUGGGGAAUUGAGAAAGUAAUUAAAGAAUGAAUUGAUGAUGUCGUGAAGAGCAAAAGAAAUUUGGUUUUUCAUGAGUAACAGUGUCGGAUAUGUAGAGAAAAAGAUCAAAUCAUCACCAAGGCGGUACAACAGUUGAAGCCAAUUCAAUUUUUUGAUGAUAUGCUCAACAUCUCCAAAUCCGUAAAAAAUAGAAAACCCAGCAAUUAAUGAAUAAAUAGGUCGCCGUCUUCCCUUGAUUCUGCGAUAUUAAUUUGUAACUGCAAUGACGUAAUGGGCGAUAAGCUUCCCAGUCAUUGAAUUUCUGAGCAUGAGCAUCUCAUUAACGGAAUAUUCAGAAUGUCCCGCCAAGAGUGUCGUCUUUGUUUUAUUAAAUCAUUUAAUACGUGAUCAAGAUUAGGAAGGGGGUUGCAGCAACCCGAAUGACUAUCGACGAGUUAAAUGAACAAUAAUAAGAUUAAUUUCAUGAGAGUACAUUUCAUAGACUUAUUUUUCCGAUUUUCAAUCCGAAAUCGAUGGGUUUCUCCAGGGUGGGCUCAAGGGGAAGAGGAGGAUGGCGAAGAAAGCGGCACCCGCCGCUCUACAAACAGAAGUUUCCACUGAUGAAGAGUGGACGAAGAUCUUGGAACGAAAGGGUCUUGUUGUUGUGGAUGUGUAUUCGGAUUGGUGUGGACCCUGCAGUGGAAUGGUCAGCAUCCUCAAGAAAAUUAAAAUGGAAAUUGGUGGAGAUCUUCUCAGUUAUGCGAUAGCUAAGUGCGACAAUAUCUCUGAUCUCGAAAGGUUCAGGGGAAAGAGUGAGCCCACCUGGAUGUUUAUUCAUAACGGAAUGAUGGUGAACUUGAUGUUUGGUGCAUACUGCCCUGAACUUCAAAAAAUGCUGACUGAUGAGAUUCAUAAAGUUCAGAAAAACGAAGAUCACGAAUUUUGUAUUCCGGUCUCAGAGAGGAGUCCUGAGGAGCAGAACCGGGUGAAGAUACUUGAAGAAGAGAGAGUUGCUAAAGAGGCUGCUAAAAAGGCGCAAAAAGAGUCCGAAGCUGUGGCACGGUAUGAAGCAGAGAUGCAUCACCUGAUGACAUCUCUCCUCGACGAAACUUGUCUACUCCUAUACCCAUGGAUCUUCAAGGAUGAAGAGGGCCACAGAAGAGACAAGAGAGCGAGUCCACCUUACGUGGAUUUAGUAGAGAAUGUUCUCCCUGAUAACUACACAGUUGAGCAAGAGAUCAGGAAGCGAUUGAAUGAAAAUUUGAUCGCCGAAAUAUUUACACAGACUGAUUGGAUAGUCACCCCGGAGGUCAAGCAACUUCUCACAGAAGGCAAAUGCAUGUUCAUGCGAUUGAAGGUGGGGGAAAACCGACCAGAAAUGGACGUGGAAAAAUAUCUGCUCAAUUUAUUGUUCGGGGAACCACGACUGCCACUUAUUGGCGACGAGAUUCCCGAGGGAUGUUUUGCAGAGCGUCAUAAGCCAGCGUCCAUCCCCAUAGGAAAAGAGAAUUUUAUAUUUCCAGUCGUCUGGGCAACACCAAACGCUCUGAAUAAAAUAGCCCUAUUUAAGACGGUAUUCAAGAAGUACCUCGACACAGCUUUCCCGUAUGAAGAUAAGACCGAAAAAGCCCCGAUAAUGGUCUUCAAGUUCGACAGCACUCGAAAAAACGAACUAAAAAUAGUCCUCGCGAUGCAAGAAUCUGAAGUCCUGCACUUCGGCAUUUUUGAGAGGGAUAAACCCGGGGAGGCGAGACUCCUAGCGAAUUCUAUUGAACAGUUCGACGCUAGUGCCGAGGAAAAGACUGGAUACGAGGCGUUCGUUUGUGUCGUAAGAAAAGUGGGUUCUGAGGCCUUCCUCACAUUUGCCGGCAUUGGUCCGUAUCAUGUGAGUGAAAAUACAGAUGUUGCCGUGGAAGAAGCUAAUGCCUAUUUUCCGGAAGUACUUCCAGCUGAUGAAGAGGAUGAUGACGAGGAGAAGAUGGAUGAUGGGGAACCGGGAGACGAAUUGGGGGAGAGUGCCGAGAAAAUCAGUUGAGAUCCAUGACCAAUAAAUUUGUCAUUAAUGUAAAGCGCUUGUAUUGCAAAAAUUUAUAACUUGAAGUUUCAAAUACAUUUAUUGUUAUUAUCUUCUAUGAAGACAGUUUCAAAUGAUGAGAUUGAACGAUAUUUGGAGAAAAUAAAUGGACAUUGCUUUACUGUCAUAAACCAUGAGAUUUUAACGGUCAAACCCUUUAAGGGUACUGUUGAGUUUUUAUAUAAUUUUACGAUGUAAAUUAAUGUUUAUGUAAAUGAUGUGAAAUUAGUCUAAAAAUUAUUUUAUUUUCAUGUAAUUUGAACUCUAUUGUUAUUGAAAAAAAUCUACAGGAAAAACCCAAAUUGAAAAAAUAAUGACAAAAAAUACGAUUAUCACAAUUUAUUUCCUCAGAGUUUUUCUACAAAAAAGGGGAAAAAAUUACUCGAGGCAGAAUAAAUAUAGUGGUCGUCUAUUUCUUGUAACCGCAGCUACGCCUGCGACCACGAGCCCUCUCGAAUUUUCUGCCCUUCGAGCGAACCAGGGGUUUGGUAUGAGAGUGCGGUACACCAGGAGCUGGUCCAAAGUGCUUAACGGCUUCUCGUGCGUUACGGCGUCCUUGCACAAGUACUGUCUUGUUUCCUGUAGGUGCUCUUAGCGCCAAUUGAUCGAAGGUGAUGAUU
This is a messenger RNA of Diachasmimorpha longicaudata, 2751 nucleotides long. RefSeq lists its product as uncharacterized. The coding region runs from base 629 to 2092 and encodes 487 amino acids. Lineage: Eukaryota; Metazoa; Arthropoda; Insecta; Hymenoptera; Braconidae. The record is from RefSeq and is a predicted model, not a curated record. The transcript is spliced from 9 exons.